AUGAAUUCAGAACUUGGUGAUGCAGAGGCUGCAAUGAACUGGUUACGAAUUAAAGGCAGGGAAGAUCCCAACUUUUUCUUCAUGUAUAGCAGAGACGGAGAGGGCAGACUAGCCACACUGUUUUGGAGGGACAAUGCUUCUUUUUUAAACUACAAAGCAUUCGGCGAUGUUUUGAUCAUAGAUAGCACCUAUAAAAUGAACAUAUAUGAGUUGCCUCUUGUUUUGUUCGUAUGCAUCCAUAACCACCGUGGAAGUGUGAUAUUUGGUUGUGGUCUUCUGUGCAAUGAGAAGGAGCAUACGUUCAGCUGGUUGAUUGAGAUAUUCAUGUCAUCGAUGGAUAAUGUGGCUCCGAAAACAGUUGUUGUAGACGGUGAUGAAAGGCUGCACAAGGCACUGCAUACGCACAUGCCAUCCGCGAGGCAGAGGCUCUGUUCCUGGCACAUAGGCCGGAAGGUGGGUCAAAAUGUCAAGAACCUGAAAGUGCAUAAAGUUCUUGGAAAACUCAUAUAUGCAUCAUAUAAUAUUGAAGAAUGGGAUCUGAUAUGGGAUAACUUGAUAGCGGAACAUGGGUUGGCAGAUAAUUAA
Molecule: messenger RNA, 585 nt
Organism: Argentina anserina (silverweed cinquefoil)
Lineage: Eukaryota; Viridiplantae; Streptophyta; Magnoliopsida; Rosales; Rosaceae
Product: protein FAR1-RELATED SEQUENCE 6-like
Exons: 1
Coding region: 1-585 (194 amino acids)
Biological process (GO): regulation of DNA-templated transcription
Source: RefSeq, a predicted model, not a curated record